Messenger RNA from Quercus robur (English oak), 981 nucleotides. RefSeq lists its product as uncharacterized. Bases 1 to 981 code for a protein of 326 amino acids. The record is from RefSeq and is a predicted model, not a curated record. The transcript has a single exon. NCBI's taxonomy places the organism in Eukaryota, Viridiplantae, Streptophyta, Magnoliopsida, Fagales, Fagaceae.
AUGGGUGUUGAUUUGGAGAUAGUCUAUUCAGACAGCAAUGUAAUUGCUUCACUAAUCUAUUCUGAUCCAGAAAGAUCCCCAUGGAUGUUGUUCUGUGUAUAUGGCCCUCCUAGUAGAGCCAAAAGGAAAAAAUUUUGGGUAAAGGUUGAAGACUUGGCAAAAUAUUUUUCAGGGCCUUGGGCAGUAAUGGGUGACUUCAAUAACAUCAAGGGCUCAAAGGAGAAAAAAGGAGGACGGCAUGUUGGGGAAAGCUCAGUUAACAGUCUCAGGGAUUUUAUAAAUAAUAUGGGUGCCAUUGAUCUAGAUUUUAUUGGUCCAUUCUUUACCUGGUCCAAUAGACGUGAAGGUCUCACAAAUAUUAGGCAGAGGUUAGAUCAGUGUUUAUGUGAUCAAGAAUGGCAGACUCUCUUCCCUAAGGCAGGCAUUCGGCAUCUUGUCAAUGCGAAUUUUGAUCACAACCCAAUCCUCUUAGAUACCCAUAUGGAGAACACAUAUCUUUUAAAGCCUUUUCGUUUUGAGGCUAUGUGGACUAAGGAUGAAUCAAGUAAAGAAGUAAUAGAAAGUGCUUGGCAAACGAGAGUUGACGGCCCACAAAGUCUUAAACUAGCCAAAAAACUGGAAGCAACUAGGAGAGAUCUUAAAAGAUGGAAUAAGAGCUGUUUUGGAAGUUCAAGAGAGAAAAUUAAAGAGCUGGAGCAGAAGAUAGCGCAAAUUCAGAGUUUAGAGGCCACAAAAGAAAAUUUGGAGCUUGAAGCUUCGUUGAGUUUAGAAUUAGAUGAAUGGUUGGCAAGGGAGGAUUUAAAAUGGAAACAAAAAUCUAGAGAGAUUUGGAUAAGAGAGGGUGAUCAGAAUACUCGUUUCUUCCAUCUCUCAACUUUGGUCAGAAGAAGGAGAAAUUGUAUUCAAGAAAUCAAAUUGGAGGAUGGAUCUUGGAUAAAUGAUGGGGAAGACAUUCAAAUGUAUUUUAUUGAGAACUUUUAA